Nilaparvata lugens (brown planthopper) is the source of this 2905-nucleotide messenger RNA. Its product is annotated as 43 kDa receptor-associated protein of the synapse homolog. The transcript has 11 exons. Gene Ontology annotation, molecular function: protein-membrane adaptor activity; acetylcholine receptor binding. The record is from RefSeq and is a predicted model, not a curated record. Bases 565 to 2106 code for a protein of 513 amino acids. Gene Ontology annotation, biological process: chemical synaptic transmission. NCBI's taxonomy places the organism in Eukaryota, Metazoa, Arthropoda, Insecta, Hemiptera, Delphacidae.
CUCUGCUUUGCUCGGCACCUCGACACUCUGGACCGCCGGCGACGCGGCAACGGAACGCUUGCCUGCAGUAGGCCGUCGAAUUCCAGUCUGUGCGGGUCAGUUCAUCAAUCCGCCCCCUCUCUUCACCACUCCACGUUUGACUGUCAACUGUUGACACUUCAAGGUUUAUCGCCUUGAGGGACCGGAGGAUUAUUAAACCUUAUUAAGGCCUUGAGAAAUCGGACUACAUUCUUGAUCAAUACAGCAGAUUCGAAAUUGAUGUGGAUUUGGAGUUUGCGGCAGAAUGCGUCUCGAUGCCAGUAUGGGGUAGCAGCAGCAGAAAUAGAGUAGAAGAUAUGAUGGGGCAGGGAGAAGAGUCUAGGUCAGGAUUUGGGGCAGCUAGCCGGGGUGGUUGGGGUGGGAGAGGGGUGGCUCUCGCCGACGGGUGGUAAUUUGGAAGGGGUGACUCGGGGGCAGCGGGGGGGCUGACGUAGUGUUCACACACGAGGAUAGUACCUAGUGACCGUUACAACGUUGUUCCUGCACCUUCUCACGGAUCGGAGCUGUGAGGCUGCCAACACCGCCAUGUCCUGGGAGUCCAUCGCCUCCAGAGAAUAUCUCGGGGGCGGGGUCUCACACCAGCUCUCAGCGACUGCCCUGCUCUCAUCGCCCGACGGCUCCCGACAUCCUCUUGACCUCUACGAGUUCACCGAGGAGGACUUCACUCCCAGGAGGGCAGGCCCCGGACUCUGGGAGUGCCUCGUCGGCUGCCGCCAGAAGAUGGAUCAACAGCUGGCCCGCAGAAGGGUUGAGCAAGGUGUGCGGCUGUAUAACCAACACAAGCAGCAAGCAGCUGUGACAAAAUGGAGAAGUGCUUUAAAAAGAAUUAAAAAAAGAAGUGAUAAAUUUAUACUAUUAGGUUAUUUAUAUCAAGCUUACAUGGAUUGGGCGAAGUACAGGGAAAGCAUGGAGUUUGCACACCGACAACUGAACCUGGCAGAGGAGGCGGACAGUCCGAACCUGCGAGCGGAGGCCUAUUUGAAUUUGGCGCGCACGCACGAGCGAAUGGGCGCACUGGAACGAGCACUGGCGUGCGCGCGUCACUCGCUCUACAACGAGUGCGACCAAUGUCGCACGGCGGGCCUCGUGCAGAUCACAGUCGGCACCAUCCAUCUCGAGCUGGCCACCUUCUGCAAGGCUCUGCAGGCCUUUCAACAAGCUCACUCAAUCGCUCAACGCAUUCAGGAUCCGGCGCUCGAAUUGCAGGUUUACGUUGGACUAUCGGAGUUGUUUUCACGGCUGCAAGAUGCGGACAAAAGCGCGCGCUACGCGUCGAAGGCGUACGACCUGUCGCGCAACCUGCAGCUGGGAGACCUCAACUCGCGUCACCACCGCGCCGCACUCCUGCAAAUGGCCUCUGCCCUCCGCAAGCAGGGCGAGCUCGGCGAUGCUCAUGACUACUGUAGUGAAGCCACACGUCUUGCCUUAGUAUCUGGUGAUCAACUAACAUAUGCCAAAAGUAUUAGAAUUAUGGGGGAUAUCUACAGGAAAAAAUCUGAAAUUAGUAACGCGUACCGGCAAUACGAGAGCGCCAUGUCAACAGCGUGUGCCAUGGGAGAUCGGCUGUGUCAGAUGGAAGCCAUGGAUGGAGCCGCACGAUGUCUCGAAGCACUCCGAUUACAGCAGAAGAUUUGCAACUGUCGUCCAUUAGAAUUCAAUAACCGCCUUCUAGAAGUCGCUAUGGCAAUUGGAGCUAAGUUACUGAUACGAACAGUGCGUGUGCGACUCUGCAGAAUCUACCAGAGUUUGGGCGACGAGGCCCAGCAAGAAGAGCACAGCAGAGCGGUGCAGUGCCUCGAGGAGGAGCUAGAGCUGCAGUGUGGUGCAUGCAACCUGCCUUUCGGCUUCGAAGCCGACAGCCUGGAAGCUCUGCCCUGUGCUCAUAUACUUCACGCUAGAUGUGCUCACGAAAUCGUAAGAAGGCGCGAUAAGAAGAAAAAGCGAGUCUGUCCGGACUGCGAAAGAUCAAUUAGCUCAAGAUUAUACCUGCACAGUGAAGACUCUCAUGCACAUCAUUCAACUUUCAGUCUAGCGAGCUUAUCCCUCCAUGCUUCAUCUACUGUAUAAGCAAUGAUGUUUCAUCAUCUUCAUCCGCGGUUGCGGAUGCCAAUGAUUGCUGAGAAUACUUCAACAUUCAACUGCCACACAUCGAUCUAAUCUAAAACUUUAAAAUGCGAUAUCAGUGAUAAAGUUUAAAUAUUAUUGAAUAAACAAUUAUUAAGAAAGCGAUAUUUUAAAGAAUAACGUAAUGCUGAUUGAUUUAAAAAGAGGUGAACGUGAUCUCAUAUCGAAUUAACUGGAUACCAUUUUAUUUCAGGAAGAAGAAACUGAAAAUUUUACAGAUACUUAGAUACCCUCAAUCAUAGAAUCAUAAAAUUUACAAUAAUAUUUGGAUUAUUCUCUUUAAAUUAAACCAGGAGAGUAUUCAGGAUGGCAAUUUUAUGUUGAUAUCAACUGAUGACCAUGUAGAUCAGUUAUACAUGAUAUAAGUUUAAAAUUAAUUAAGUUGCCAAUACUGCACUGGAAUUUGACAGAUUGCAUGAGCUUGAAAUCAAAUUAAUGAAUUUGAUAUUGCCUAAUCAAAGCGAAAUGUGGUUCUAGGAUAAUGGUAAAAGUUCAUUGUUAGAGAGGGAAAUAGAGUAGGCCUACUGGAAGUGCUUUGAUGUUGCAACUCACAAAUCAAUAGAAAUUCAAGUAAUGCGAUCUUUAAAGAAGAUCAAAGCCAUGCAAUAAUUUCAAAUACUUCAUAUUAAUUUGUGAAAAUGGCAAUUUAUGAAUUGCAGCAUUGUUGAGCUGUGCCAGGAAAUUGUUCAAUAUGAGGUAGGAAUAAUAUUUCCGUCAAAUGAUUUGUGAAUACAAAAUUGCA